AUGGCAAAUAACAAACUGUGUAGAUCAAAGCAAUUAUUUCAAUGUGGAGGAGUAUCCCUCUACAAAAUUCCCCAUAAUUCAACUUGUGUCUUUAAUUGGAAUCUUGAUAAUUCCAAACGAGUAUGGCAGGGCAAUAUAAAAUUCUUUGAACAAAUAUCAACCAAUUCAGAUUCAACCAAAGCAGAAACAAGUGGUGUAUCAUAUGAACACAGAUCCGAUGGUGACGAUAACAAGUUCAUAGUAGAACCAUUCUUAGGUUCACAAUCAAAAUUAUUGUUUUAUAAUCGAUUAGAAGAGGCGCAAUUAGAACCGAUUUGGGGUGAGACUUGGCAUAUCCCCCUUUCACAAACUGAAGAUUCGCAUCUUUCAUUGACUGGAAAUACCCAAUUACAUAUGAAACGAGUAAAUAAAAUAUCUCAUGAUGGAAGAGAUACUAUUAUAAAGACUUCGGAUUCUGAUCGACACUUUAAAGUAAUUGUACAAUUACCCGGAUCAGGAUAUCAUCCAUAUAUAGAUGAAGACGAUUAUGAUGGGAGUGUGGUACAAGUUGCUUUAGGGUUGGAGUUUCGGGAUUUAGAUCAAGCAUAUCGGUUUGGAGAGGUUCUAGAAGAAUACGAUUCAAGAUAUGGGAAUUCACAACGUCAAUAUUAUUAUGAUCGGAUGAUGGUUGCUAUUAAGACAUUAGCCACAAUUGGGAAUAUUACAACUACAGCACCACAAACAAAUGGUACUACUAAUAACCAAGCAAAUGGUACAACCAAUAAACAAACGAAUGGUACAACCAAUAAACAAACAAAUGGCAAUAUGAAUGGAAAUGGGAAACAAGAGAUAGAUCCACAAUCACCUGAGGAUAUUACCAUAAGAUUAAGCGAAGAGGAAAGUAAUGCAGAAGAUGAAGAAGAAGACGACGACGACGAUGACUUUGGAGAUUUCGUAACUAAAGUUAAAACGUAA
Hemisphaericaspora subhashii is the source of this 954-nucleotide messenger RNA. RefSeq lists its product as uncharacterized. The transcript has a single exon. Bases 1 to 954 code for a protein of 317 amino acids. The record is from RefSeq and is a predicted model, not a curated record. Lineage: Eukaryota; Fungi; Ascomycota; Pichiomycetes; Serinales; Debaryomycetaceae.